CUGGAUAUGCCAGCAAAUCAAGCCGACUGCAUUGCAAGCGGAGCGGCGACCGUAGCGUUGCAGGAAGGAGGCCGCGGCGGGCUCUGCAAACCUCGGCCGCUUCCCUAACAGGCCACGGGCCGGCUGCCCCCUGUGAGCGCAUAAGGGGUCGCCACGCUGUGUCGGCGGAGGAGCGGCGGCUCCCUCUGCACCCCGCCGCCCCUGCCCGCGCCCUUUCCCCGAUCUCCUGGCAUCCGCCCUCCCCUUCUGGCGCGGCGCUUCCUUUUCCGCUCGCCUUGGCUGCGGGUUGCCUCACCAAGCCGAGCGGCCUCCAGGCGGCUCCACACCCGGCAAGAUCCAGGGCGCCCGAGAACACGCCGUUCCAGAUGUGGACGAGGCCACGCCUUGCCAUUUGCGCGCUGUUUGUCCUCAUUUGCUUGGGCUGCAGAUGCGCGCUGUGCCUUCUCUGGGCCGCAGGGGGCGGUAGACUCUGGCGAGAAAAGACAAAGGAGCCCGACUCCUGAAUGGGAAAAAUCAACAUGAAGGGUGAAGAAACUCGGCAGCGCCGGAAGGAAGGUCGGACCAGGAAUGGAGAGCGAUCGAGGCACAAAGCAAAGAGCAAGAGUAAACAUAAAGAGAGCAAACUUGGCAGCCAAGGCCCAGAGGAUGGCCCUUUGCUCCUGCCUCAGAAGCAGCCUCCCGAGGCAAAAGUGGCCAUGGCAAAGCUUCAGGAGGAAUCGGCCCUGGCUAUUGGCCUCCAGGUGCUCCUGCCUUACCUGCUGGCAGGCAUGGGCAUGGUCCUGGCAGGCAUGGUCUUGGAUUAUGUUCAGCACUGGAAAGUAUUUAUGACAAUCACAGAAUUAUUUAUUCUGAUUCCAGCCCUGGUUGGUUUGAAAGGCAACCUUGAAAUGACCUUGGCAUCUAGACUUUCUACAGCUGCUAAUACUGGCCGGAUGGAUAAUACACAAGAAAAAUGGAAAAUGGCUAUCUGCAACCUGGCCUUGAUUCAGGUACAGGCCACCGUGGUAGGUCUUCUGGCAUCUGUAGCAGCCGUCCUUCUAGGUGCACUCUCCAAGGGGUAUUUGGAGCUGAGCCAAGCAGCUGUGUUGUGUGCCAGCAGCCUGACAACAGCAUUUGUAGCUGCCCUCUUCCUGGGUUUGGUGAUGAUUGGUGUGAUCAUUGGAGCAAGAAAGGUUGGGAUAAACCCAGAUAAUGUUGCCACUCCCAUAGCUGCAAGCCUUGGAGAUUUGAUUACUCUUUCCCUGCUGGCUGGCAUUAGCAGUACUCUCUUCAGAUACACAGAUGUAAGAUACCUAUCACCCAUGAUCUGUGCCAUUUUCAUUGUCUUGAUUCCUUUGUGGAUUGCAAUUGCUCGGCAAAGUCCUCCCAUUGCUGAAGUCUUGAAGGCUGGAUGGCAGCCAGUCAUCAUUGCAAUGGCCAUCAGCAGCCUUGGCGGACUAAUUUUGGACAAAACUAUAACAAACCCAAACUUUGAAGGCAUUGCUGUUUUCACUCCAGUGAUCAAUGGUGUUGGGGGCAAUUUGGUGGCUAUCCAAGCCAGCCGUAUCUCCACAUUUCUGCACUUCUGGAGCAUGCCUGGGGUCCUGCCACACAAAAUGAGGCAGCAUUGGCCUAAUCCAUGUACCACCUUCUUCACUUCAGGCAUCAAUUCCAAAUCAGCUCGUGUCCUGAUCUUGCUAGUGAUCCCAGGACACCUGGUGUUCCUCUAUACUAUUCAUCUCCUUCAGGCAGGCCACACAGCACUCACUUUCACUUUUGUGGCAUUUUAUCUGAUAGCUGCUCUCCUGCAGGUUGGAAUUCUGCUCUACAUGGCUGACAUCAUUGUGCGACUAAUGUGGAGAAAGGGUCUGGAUCCUGAUAAUUAUUCCAUCCCCUACCUCACUGCUAUGGGAGAUCUCCUGGGCACUGGCUUCCUGGCUCUUUGCUUCUACUUGCUUUGGUUGCUUAAUGGGUUGAAGCCAAAACAAGGGAACUAAAAUGUUGCUGCUGUAGUGUCAACCUGCCUGCAAAUCUCUCACAAUGGUUCAACAGGGUACUGAAAAGAGGGCAUCCAGGUCCCUAAACUGAAAUGGGUUGGCUAUCUCCACCCUUUUGAUCUCAACACUGCGUAGCUGGAAGUUGGAAAGAGCUACCAAUGACAUAGUAUAAUCAUGUAUCACAGCUUUUGAAGCAUCAGCAAGGAAAGGAUUGUGAAGCACUCUGAUCAGUUUUUCAGUUGGUAAAGGAGUGUUAUUACAACGGCCUGGUUUGAACAGUCUAUUGAUGCUACCAGGAAGCUAACCCCUAUUCUCAGUGGGAUUGAGCUUGUGUCCUUGAUGAGACGCCGCACUGUCUCCACCAGGCUUCAAGGCGGCAUUUUGCCUUCUGUCUGCUAUAUGUUCCAACAGAGAAAGAGGAAGAAAAUGAGAGAGAAUUAUGUCCAGGACUGUUCCCACUCGACUCCUAAACAUAAAGAGGGAAACAAAGCCUCACAGUAAGAUAGCUCAAAUUCGGCUCCAUGACACCUCAUGCAUAACGGUAUCCUACUCAGUGAAGUAUUGCUUUGCAUUACAUUUUUUAGUCUGUAUGCUAA
This is a messenger RNA of Candoia aspera, 2572 nucleotides long. It is a transcript of the gene SLC41A3, whose product is annotated as solute carrier family 41 member 3. The transcript is spliced from 11 exons. Gene Ontology annotation, molecular function: monoatomic cation transmembrane transporter activity. Gene Ontology annotation, biological process: monoatomic cation transport. Lineage: Eukaryota; Metazoa; Chordata; Lepidosauria; Squamata; Candoiidae. Gene Ontology annotation, cellular component: plasma membrane. Bases 504 to 1976 code for a protein of 490 amino acids. The record is from RefSeq and is a predicted model, not a curated record.